AUGGAUGAUGAUAAACACUGUUACGAUGAUGACCGACUUUACUCUUCUGGCCGAGACAGUGAUGACAGCCCAAUACUGUCUAACAGGUAUGAGCGGUAUCGCCGCUACACGCCAUAUGCAGCCCCCAAAAUGGAAGAGCGAGAGAAGAGAUCGACGCUCACGGUCUUAGCGAAGUUCUUUCUGUUUUGCACAGCCAUGAUACUGUUCUGUGUGCUAAUGUAUAUACCUGUUUAUAAUAAGGCCAGUGACCAGUUAACUAAAGAGAUAGUCGCAGGUUGGUCAAAACACACGAACCGCGACACAAAAAUCUACGUACAACCGAACAACGUAACUAUUAUACAAGAACCAAAAGAUGUUUGCCAUAAAAACACAAAAAACAAAUUAUUUUUACUUAUAGUUGUUUGCUCUUCAACUACAAACUUUGACAGCCGGUCAGCCAUACGAGAGACGUGGGGUAGUUAUAAAAAAUAUUUACAAAUGUCAAAAUUAUACCACGCUGUCAAACAGAAAUAUAAAAAUUAUAAUUUCAGUUACGAUUUGUAUUCAGAAUCAGGUGAUUUAGAUAACUUGAAUGAUACUAGUGUUAGAAAUAAAAGAGACAUAUCCAGUUUUAGGCAGUUAUUACCCGAACUAGCUAAGGCUUUGCAAAAUAACUUGGUUAAGGAUAAGACUGAAAAUGUACCUGAAAAAAGAUUUGAGGAUGACGAUAAUUCAAUGUUGCCAGAAUUCGAUAUGAAUCAAGAACUAGGGGAUCACACCGAAAUACCCAACUAUGAUUAUUAUGAUAGUAAUGUUAUGAAAAUACCACCUAACGGUUAUGAAGACAAUAUAGAUCUAGAAAGAGUGUUAAAUUUACUUAGACGGGAUAACACUUUAAAAGAGAAUCUACCAAAAGUGAAGGAAGAUUUGGAGGAUGGUAGCACUGAACCAGACUAUAAGGUAGUUUUUCUGUUAGGGUUGCCAAGUAACAAUAAUGAUUCUACCAUCCAGAAUAAAAUUUUGGAAGAGUCUGAAAAGUAUGGUGAUAUUAUUCAAGAAGGCUUUAUUGAUUCUUACAAUAAUUUAACUCUGAAGUCUAUAAUGAUGCUGAAAUGGAUCACGAAUAACUGUAAUGAUAGUGUUCGUUACAUUCUGAAAACGGACGACGAUAUGUAUAUCAAUGUGCCAAAUCUUAUAGAAAACCUGAGAAAUAGAUCAAAGGAGUUCGAUAAGAGAACGAAGGGGAAGAAGGAGAAAGAGUACCUGUUGAUUGGUGAUCUCAUUUGUGGAGCUAGACCUGUGCUGGAUUCUACCAAUAAAUGGUAUAGCCCCCGUUACAUGUACGGGGGUCGAGUGUACCCCAAGUACUUGUCGGGAACUGGCUACGCUCUGUCGGCGCACACCGCCCGCGCCCUCUACGAGGCGGCGUUAAAAACUAAUUAUUUCCAUUUAGAAGAUAUAUUUAUUACUGGUAUGUGCGCAAGUCGCGCCCGCCCCCGCAUGGUCCCGCGCGACGACGCCACGUUCUCGUACCAAGCGGCGGGAGGAGCCGCGCGGGCGGCGUGCGGCGCGCAUGCGCGGGCCACCGCCCACCGCGUGCCGCCCGACUCCAUGCGCCACCUUCACAGAAUGCUCAGCAAGAAGCAUGUCUUAGACACAUGCGAAAGAAUGCGACUAACCAAGGUAAGGAGGGACCGACUAAAGCCAAAAACUACGCCUAAACGCCUAACCAGACAUUAG
This is a messenger RNA of Arctia plantaginis, 1719 nucleotides long. The record is from the annotation of a GenBank genome assembly. NCBI's taxonomy places the organism in Eukaryota, Metazoa, Arthropoda, Insecta, Lepidoptera, Erebidae.